AACUGGGGUCCUCCCGACCCCGCUUUCCUGUCUUUCUUUCUUUUCUCAAUUCCCACCUCCCUGCCUCAGCCCGGCUCAACCCUGUCAGGCUGGCCCUGGCAGAUCUGGCGCCCGAGCUAAGGGACUGAGGAACUGGGAAAAAGACGGUGAGGAACUCCGUCGGGCUUGGAGAGACGACGUGAGGAUCUCCUCCGGAUAAAGAGUGCACUCGUUAAGGUAACGGAGGAGCAAUUUUUUGAUAAUCGGGAGUAAAGCAUGGGGCAAUUAGAAUCUAGAGAAAAUGCCCUUUAUGGGCAAAUGUUAAAGUUUAUGUUCAAUAGUAGAGGAACUAAGGUUAAUGACAAGCAAGUAGAAAAUUUUUUAAAAUUCAUUCAGGAGGUCUGCAUUUCCUUAUCGAAUUUAAUACGGGAUUAUUUAGAUCCCACGCAUGACCAUAAUCAACCGUCUCUUAAGCCAGAAAAAAAGGAGAAGCAGCGUGAUAGCACAAAACAGGGGUCUAAAAAAGACAGUAUAUUAAAAAGAAAUAAUGUAACUUUUAAAGACAAUUCAACUCCUCAAUAUGAGGAGGAUUUUGAGGAAGCUGCUGCUCUCUGUCAUGAUGAUAAUACAGGUAUUGUUCAGGCAGAAGAGGAGGAAGAAUGUUUUUCUGCUGGAACUGAAGAGGGCAGUGAUAUAGAGGAUGUGUUGGAAUCCUUUUUAGAAACAUUAAAGCUUCUUGGCAAGAAAAAGAGAAGCCGCGGGGGCCGUUCCCGCCGCUCUCCGCUGCCUUGUGCAGCACCAGUUCCACUUUCCCCUCUCCAGAUGGCCUUGCAGGAGGCACGAAAGUGUGGUGAGGAAUUGGGCAUUCAUGCCUUCCCUGUUAUGGAACAGGUGAAUCCUCACACGGGACAGCGUGAGCGUGCUUAUGACCCGCUUCCUUUUAAAACCUUAAAAGAGUUAAAAACAGCCUGUGCUCAGUAUGGGCCCACUUCCCCUUAUACUUUAACCACCUUGGAAACGAUGGCCUCAGAGGCUCUCCCACCUAAUGAUUGGAGAGCUAUUGCCAAGGCCUGUUUAUCAGGAGGGGAUUAUCUCUUGUGGAAAUCAGAAUAUGAUGAAAAGGCUAAGGAACAAGCUUCUCGUAAUCGAGCGGCCCAGGUUAAUAUUUCUUAUGAAAUGCUGGUAGGUGAAGGAGUCUAUGCUGAUACCCACAAUCAAAUUCAAUACCCCCAGGAAGCUUAUGGACAGAUUAAUGGAGCUGGGGUCAGAGCCUGGAAAAAGUUACCCACCUCUGGUCAGAAAACAGAGGAGCUCUCAAAAAUUAUUCAAGGGCCAGAUGAAAAGUAUCAGGAUUUUGUCUCUCGGCUAUUACAGGCUGUUGGCCGAGUAGUGGUGGAUGGAGAGGCUGGCAUGCUAAUAGUUAAACAGUUGGCAUAUGAAAACGCCAACACUGCCUGCCAAGCUGCACUUCGGCCCUAUCAAAGACAGGGGACUCUCUCAGAUUAUAUCCGCAUUUGCGCAGAUAUUGGUCCCUCAUAUAUACAAGGAGUUGCCAUUGCGGCUGCAUUAAAGGGAACCACCAUUGAAGGAAUUCUUCAGCAACAAUUUAGCACAGGGAAAAGUCAAACAUACAAGUGUUACACUUGUGGAGGAACAGGACACAUGGCAAAACAGUGUCCUUCUAAUAAAGGGAUUAAUAAAGGAAAUGGCAGAGGUCCCAAACAACCUGGACUAUGCCCUAAAUGUAAAAAAGGAAAACAUUGGGCUAAUGAGUAUAAAUCUAAGACAGAUAUCCAGGGAAAUUCUUUGCCUCAACACCAGUGGAGAAACUACCAAAAGGGGCCAGCCCACCCACAGCAAAUAACAGGGGCAUUGUCUAUUUACCCUCCUGUCCUUAUGCCUUCUCAAGGCCAGCAGGCUGCACAGCACUCAGCCCGCCCCAGCGAGCAAAAUAGAUACAAGAACUAUUCUGAGCAACCCCCGGGAGUGCCGGGCUGGACCUUGGAUCCAUAG
Myotis myotis is the source of this 1992-nucleotide messenger RNA. Its product is annotated as endogenous retrovirus group K member 10 Gag polyprotein-like. The coding region runs from base 256 to 1992 and encodes 578 amino acids. Gene Ontology annotation, biological process: viral process. Gene Ontology annotation, molecular function: zinc ion binding; nucleic acid binding. The record is from RefSeq and is a predicted model, not a curated record. NCBI's taxonomy places the organism in Eukaryota, Metazoa, Chordata, Mammalia, Chiroptera, Vespertilionidae. The transcript has a single exon.